Colletotrichum aenigma is the source of this 435-nucleotide messenger RNA. It is a transcript of the gene rpb4, whose product is annotated as DNA-directed RNA polymerase II subunit rpb4. Lineage: Eukaryota; Fungi; Ascomycota; Sordariomycetes; Glomerellales; Glomerellaceae. Gene Ontology annotation, molecular function: nucleotide binding; translation initiation factor binding. Gene Ontology annotation, cellular component: P-body; RNA polymerase II, core complex. Gene Ontology annotation, biological process: transcription initiation at RNA polymerase II promoter; nuclear-transcribed mRNA catabolic process, deadenylation-dependent decay; mRNA export from nucleus in response to heat stress. The record is from RefSeq and is a predicted model, not a curated record. The coding region runs from base 1 to 435 and encodes 144 amino acids. The transcript has 3 exons.
AUGUCCCAUCACGCACCCACGUCGCGCCCGAAGCCUCCGCCGCCCGGCAGCGAGGAAGCGUCGAGCGUUCUGAACCUCGGCGAAUUCCAACACGUGGACACUCUCACGCUGUCAGAAGCUUCCCUUGUCAUCAAUGCGCUGGUUGCCAAGCGGAAGAUGGAUCGCAAGAACAUCAACGAGACCGAGAUGCUGACCCAGACUUUGAACUACCUCGAUGCCUUUUCCCGUUUCCGUCAAAAGGAGAACGUGGAAGCCGUUGAGCGACUGCUGAGCGCCCACAAGCAGCUGGCCAAAUUUGAGCGGGCGCAAAUAGGCUCGCUGUGCUGCGAAACCGCCGAGGAGGCCAAGACCCUUAUCCCGUCCCUCCAGGACAAGAUCAGCGAUGACGACCUGCAAAUACUCCUCGACGAGAUUAGCAAGCUACAGAGCAGAUGA